AAUACACGUUCAUGUUCAUCUAUGGUUUUUCAUCAAACUGAAUCUAUUUAAGUUCUUCUUUAAACCCUUCAUCAUUCUCGAUCCUUUUGCCAAAUCAACAACAAUGGCUUCCACCUGCAAUUUCUUGGGAAAUCAGCUCUUCAUCUCUCUCCCAACUCCUAAAACUACAAGAAUUUCCCCUUUUAUCUCCAACAGCAGCAGCAGCAGCAGCAACAGGAAGAGAAUUCCCACCACUCAAUCAAUCCUAGGAAGAAACUCCACUUUGGCUGCUCUUCUCUUCGCCUCCUCCAUUACACCGCAAGCUCUCGCCCUUCCUUCCGCCGACGCUCCUCUCACUGUACCGCCUGUGCUUCAAGCUGAAGCCCCUAAACCAACUCCGGCAACUUCCUCGCCGUUUUCACAGAAUCUCGUCUUAACUGCGCCCAAGGUUCAAGCCCAGGCAACUACUGACCUCCCCGACGGCGCACAGUGGCGGUACAGCGAGUUUCUCAACGCGGUAAAGAAAGGCAAAGUUGAGAGGGUCCGAUUCAACAAGGACGGCGGCGUUCUCCAGUUAACGGCGGUCGAUGGCCGCCGUGCAAACGUCAUUGUCCCCAACGAUCCGGAUCUAAUCGAUAUAUUGGCAAUGAACGGAGUCGAUAUCUCCGUUUCCGAAGGCGAAACUGGUAACGGACUGUUCAAUUUGAUCGGUAGUUUUAUAUUCCCUUUGCUUGCAUUCGGCGGUCUUUUCUUUCUAUUCCGCCGCGCCCAAGGAGGACCAGGUGGACCGGGUGGUCUAGGUGGGCCGAUGGAUUUUGGACGAUCGAAAUCAAAAUUUCAGGAGGUGCCGGAAACCGGCGUCACAUUCGCCGACGUUGCAGGAGCUGAUCAGGCCAAGUUAGAAUUGCAGGAAGUUGUGGAUUUUUUGAAAAACCCAGAUAAGUAUACUGCUCUUGGAGCGAAAAUACCAAAGGGAUGUCUCCUCGUCGGACCACCGGGUACGGGGAAGACAUUACUUGCCAGAGCCGUCUCCGGGGAAGCCGGAGUCCCAUUCUUUUCAUGCGCGGCGUCGGAAUUCGUUGAACUUUUUGUGGGUGUGGGUGCUUCUAGAGUUCGUGAUCUGUUUGAGAAAGCUAAAUCGAAAGCUCCCUGUAUCGUGUUCAUUGACGAGAUCGAUGCUGUUGGGAGACAGAGAGGUGCUGGUAUGGGAGGUGGAAACGAUGAAAGAGAACAGACGAUUAAUCAAUUGUUGACAGAGAUGGAUGGAUUCUCUGGAAACUCAGGCGUGAUUGUUUUGGCUGCCACUAAUCGGCCUGAUGUUCUUGAUUCUGCUUUGUUGAGACCCGGCAGGUUUGAUCGUCAAGUGACGGUUGACAGGCCUGACGUCGCCGGUAGAGUCAAGAUCCUUCAGGUGCAUUCAAGGGGGAAGGCACUUGCCAAAGAUGUGGACUUUGAAAAGAUAUCGAGAAGAACACCGGGAUUCACCGGUGCCGAUUUGCAGAACCUGAUGAACGAAGCAGCGAUUCUCGCGGCCAGACGUGAACUAAAGGAGAUCAGUAAAGACGAAAUUUCCGACGCAUUAGAGAGGAUUAUUGCCGGACCGGAAAAGAAGAAUGCGGUUGUCUCAGAUGAGAAGAAGAAACUAGUUGCUUAUCAUGAAGCGGGUCAUGCUUUAGUUGGGGCGCUGAUGCCCGAGUACGACCCGGUUGCGAAAAUAUCGAUCAUUCCUCGUGGGCAAGCGGGCGGGCUUACGUUUUUCGCUCCGAGUGAAGAGAGGUUGGAAUCUGGACUUUACAGUAGGAGCUAUUUGGAGAAUCAGAUGGCUGUUGCACUUGGUGGAAGGGUGGCAGAGGAGGUAAUUUUCGGGCAAGACAACGUAACAACAGGAGCAUCAAAUGACUUUAUGCAAGUAUCGCGAGUGGCUAGACAGAUGGUGGAGCGGUUUGGGUUCAGUAAGAAGAUCGGCCAGAUUGCCAUCGGUGGAGGCGGUGGAAAUCCCUUCUUGGGUCAACAGAUGUCUUCGCAGAAAGAUUACUCAAUGGCGACAGCAGAUGUUGUGGAUGCAGAAGUGAGGGAGCUGGUGGAUAAAGCAUACUCGAGAGCAACACAAAUAAUUACAAGCCAAAUCGACAUUCUCCAUAAGCUUGCUCAACUUCUCAUAGAGAAAGAAACUGUUGAUGGUGAAGAGUUCAUGAGCCUCUUUAUUGAUGGCAAAGCUGAACUUUAUGUUUCCUAAUUCCCCAUUUUUAUGAUUUUUCUGUAAGAAUUGCAUGUCA
Molecule: messenger RNA, 2255 nt
Organism: Impatiens glandulifera
Lineage: Eukaryota; Viridiplantae; Streptophyta; Magnoliopsida; Ericales; Balsaminaceae
Product: ATP-dependent zinc metalloprotease FTSH, chloroplastic-like
Exons: 5
Coding region: 104-2215 (703 amino acids)
Biological process (GO): proteolysis
Cellular component (GO): chloroplast thylakoid; membrane
Molecular function (GO): ATP hydrolysis activity; metalloendopeptidase activity; ATP binding
Source: RefSeq, a predicted model, not a curated record